Aspergillus mulundensis is the source of this 852-nucleotide messenger RNA. RefSeq lists its product as uncharacterized. Gene Ontology annotation, molecular function: hydroxyacylglutathione hydrolase activity. The transcript has 7 exons. The coding region runs from base 1 to 852 and encodes 283 amino acids. The record is from RefSeq and is a predicted model, not a curated record. Lineage: Eukaryota; Fungi; Ascomycota; Eurotiomycetes; Eurotiales; Aspergillaceae.
AUGAGCUUCACACGCGCCACAAGGCCAUUCCACAAGGUCCUCACCCGCUCUCUGAAACCGACACUACCGCUACCGCAAUCUAGAACCAUGCAUGUGCAAUCGCUGCCUAUGUGGACCGGGAAGGGCAACAACUAUGCCUACCUGGUAACAGACGAGCCAACAAAGCAGUCGGUCAUCAUUGACCCCGCCAACCCGCCAGAGGUCGUCCCAGAACUCGAGUCGCAAACGAAAGCCGGGAAGAUCAACCUCACGGCUAUCGUGAACACACACCACCACUGGGACCACGCCGGCGGGAACAACGAGGUCCUAAAGACCUUCAAAGUCCCCGUCAUCGGCGGCAAGGAGUGCCAGUCCGUGACGAAGACCCCAUCGCACGGAGAGACAUUCAAGAUCGGCGAGCGCAUCUCCGUGACGGCGCUGCAUACGCCGUGCCAUACGCAAGACAGCAUUUGCUAUUUCAUGCAGGAUGGCGAGCAGCGGGUUGUGUUUACGGGGGAUACGCUGUUUAUCGGUGGAUGCGGACGGUUCUUCGAGGGCACAGCGCCGGAAAUGCACAAGGCGCUGAAUGAGACUCUGGCUUCGCUGCCGGACGAUACGAAGGUCUAUCCCGGACACGAGUACACCAAGGGCAACGUCAAGUUCUGCCUCGAGGUGUCGCAGUCCGAGCCCAUUAAGAAGCUGCAGGCGUUUGCGGACGCGAACAAGCAGACACAGGGCAAGUUCACGAUUGGCGACGAGAAGCUUCAUAAUGUCUUUAUGCGCGUCAACGACCCCGAAAUCCAGAAGAAAACAGGCAAGACGGACCCCGUCGAGGUGAUGGCCGCCUUGCGGGAGAUGAAGAAUGCUAUGUAG